CUUUUGGUUAUCUCUUCUCUUUGCAUGAACUCAAAAUCCACUCAAUCCCAAAAACCCUCUCUCCAUUUCUUUCCCUGAUUAGUGAUUACAGUGUCCCAAUAAAUUUUUUUUCACUCUUUUGCACUUUCUCCCUAACUGGGUCUCUCUAUUUUACCAUGGAUUCUCGGAAUAUGAGGUGGGAAAGGGUCCAGCUCCACCCCAAACACAGCCUGGGAGGAGCUCAACAACAACAACAACAGGUGGGAGAGAUAUCUGGGCCAGGAAAGAGGUGGGGUCACACCUGCAACGCCAUCAAAGGAGGCAGAUUUCUCUAUGUCUUUGGGGGGUAUGGCAGGGAUAACUGCCAGACCAACCAAGUACACGUCUUUGACACUGCUAAUCAGACAUGGAGUCAGCCUCUGAUUAAAGGCAUACCGCCCACUCCAAGGGACAGUCACAGCUGCACCACCGUUGGUGAUAAUCUUUUUGUAUUUGGGGGUACAGAUGGGAUGAAUCCUCUCAAGGAUUUGCAUAUACUAGAUACAUCUUCACGGACAUGGAUAUCUCCAAGUUUAAGAGGUGAUGGACCAGAGGCAAGGGAGGGUCAUACUGCAGCCCUUGUUGGUAAACGUCUAUUCGUAUUUGGUGGCUGUGGGAAGUCUGCAGAUAACAAUGAUGAAAUAUACUACAAUGAUCUUUACGUUUUGAAUACAGAGACAUUUGUGUGGAAACGCGCUGCGACCUCAGGCACUCCACCAUCUCCUCGCGAUAGCCACACUUGCUCAUCUUGGAAGAACAAUAUCAUUGUUAUUGGUGGUGAAGAUGCCCAUGAUUAUUAUUUGUCUGACGUCCAUGUUCUUGAUACAGAUACUCUGAUUUGGAGGGAGCUGAGCACUUCAGGCCAUCUGUUGGCCCCCCGAGCUGGUCAUGCGACUGUUGCUUUUGGCAAAAACUUGUUUGUUUUUGGGGGAUUUACAGAUGCUCAAAAUCUUUACAAUGACCUUUAUGUGCUUGAUGUUGAUACUGGUGCAUGGACUAAGGUGAUCACUACAGGUGAUGGACCUUCUGCUAGAUUUUCUGUGGCUGGUGACUGUUUGGAUCCAGUGAAGGGUGGUGUCCUUGUGUUUAUAGGUGGUUGCAAUAAGAGUCUUGAGGCUCUGGAUGACAUGUAUUACUUAUACACAGGACUUACCAGGGAAAAAGAAUGGAGGCUAGAUAAGUUAUCUCUGAGGAAGCAAUUGAAACUAAAGUGUCAGGAGCAAAAUCUCACUCAUGCAAAUGACAAAGCGCUGGUAAGGAUUGGGGGGGAUGCUGAGAUAUGCCAACCUAUCUUCUUGCCUAGUUAUGGCCAACCAGGCAAACAAGAUUUCCCAUGGCAUCAAUCCCAAUCUCUUCAAGGAAAGAAGACAUUUCAAGCCAAGGUUACUGAAAACAUACCAGUUGGAUAUACUAUUGAAACUGUCAUUGAUGGAAAGCCUCUUCGUGGAAUAUUGUUUUCCAACAAGUCAAACUCUUACCAUAUAGCUAAUUAUAAUUUAAGUAGUUCUCAAAUCAGGAAGAGGGCUGCUGGGGAAGUUGGUGUUAUUUCAAAUGGAGAUUGCAACAGCAAAUCAAAAACUUCAAGAACUUACAAGCAGGAUGUGGUAAAUCACGGACAGGUAGAUGGUGUUCAUGGAAAGGAUUCUGCAUCACAUGAGCCCACGAAAGAAGCUGCUGCUGUUCCUGUUUUAAAGAAUCCAGCAUCUUCUGAUGCAUCUCAGCCCCCUAAGGUUGAUGUAAGCCCAGAACAGUCGGUGCCUCCCUCUUUGAAUCUGGAAGAUGAUCAAAAAAAUGAUGCACCUAGUUCCAACAAUGAAGUUCCAAGAGAGGAUAAGACAAAUGACAUUCCAAACUGCAAUACUGAAGUUCCGAAAGAGAACACAUCUGCUGCAGCCAACGAUACUGUCACUUCAUUUCCAAGCCAGGAUGACAGGACAGCUGCUACUAGUGAUCCAGCAAAAUGAAUUUGGAACAUUGGUCAAGGUUGACUUCUGAACAUAACCGAAAACACAAAGCACCAGCCAUUUGUACAUUCGUCGUUGCAAGGUGAUCAUAGAUGGAUAUGACAGGUGAUAUACAGAAAUGCUAACUGGAGUGAUCUGCUACCCCUUAACGGUCCAUGAUUUUAAAUGUUUUCAAUCCUAAGAUCAUGAUUAACUGUAGUACGUAGAAGUUUGAGUCUGAGACGGCUGAAUUCUUAAUUUACUUCGGAAAAAAGGAAAAAAAGGAAAAAAAAGGUUGCUAAUUAUAAGUUGGUAACUACUAUGGGUAUCUUCUUUGCAGCAAAAGAAUCAAUGGCUUUGCAGCAAUGCACAUACUUGUGCUGGCUCCAUCUUUUCCAUGAGAUGUCAAAAUACCUUCAAUUACUCUAAAUGUUUUCUUCCAAUCUACCAAAUCUGUUUUUGAUAGAAAUUAGUUCCUGCAAAAUUUUCUGGAGAAGUUUUUUGGAGGCUCAUUAUUAUUUUUGUAUUACAUUGGAGCUUUUUGAGAAAGUUGUCUACUCUUCAAGCUUCACAGGAAAAUACAUCUUUGUGACUGGUUUAUUUUUACUUCUGUAAAGGUAAUUCUGCAUCAGUAAGUCAUGGUUUCUAUUAGCUUCAGUAUCUUCAAUAGGAGAUGAAAGUAACAGUCAAAAGAUUACUUCUCUUAUAUAAAUGACCUCCCUUUGACAA
This is a messenger RNA of Alnus glutinosa, 2690 nucleotides long. Its product is annotated as acyl-CoA-binding domain-containing protein 6-like. The transcript has 11 exons. The record is from RefSeq and is a predicted model, not a curated record. Gene Ontology annotation, molecular function: protein binding. NCBI's taxonomy places the organism in Eukaryota, Viridiplantae, Streptophyta, Magnoliopsida, Fagales, Betulaceae. The coding region runs from base 156 to 1982 and encodes 608 amino acids.